AUGGCUGGUCAGUCGAAGCCCACGCUCUCUCCGUGGGGCAGCGCCGUUGCGGGUGCGACUGGUGCGGUUCUUGCGAAUGCUAUGGUCUACCCUCUUGAUCUUGUCAAGACGAAAUUACAAGUUCAAAUCAAGAACGCGGACGAGCUAGAAAAGCCGGAUUCGACAGACGAUGUGCACUACAAAUCAACCUGGGAUGCGAUCACAAAAAUCAUGGACAAGGAGGGGGUAGAAGGCUUAUACUCGGGCAUGGCUGGAUCACUUAUCGGCGUCGCUUCUACAAACUUUGCCUAUUUCUACUGGUACAGCGUUGUGAGAACGCUCUACAUGUCAUCGAAGAGCGUACCCAAGCCCCCGGGAACGGCUAUCGAACUCAGUCUUGGUGCAGUGGCUGGUGCCGUUGCCCAAAUAUUUACGAUUCCCGUUGCUGUUAUCACCACGCGGCAGCAAACGCAACCGAAAAAUGAUAAGAAGGGUUUGAUUGAAACUGGUAAGGAGGUGGUUGACAGCGAGGAUGGUUGGUCCGGUCUAUGGAGAGGCCUCAAGGCGAGUUUGAUCCUCGUCGUGAACCCCGCCAUCACGUACGGUGCCUAUCAACGCCUCAAGGACGUCAUUUUUCCCGGGAAAAUCAACCUUAAACCGUGGGAAGCGUUCCUUCUCGGUGCUCUGUCCAAGGCCAUGGCCACAAUCGCAACUCAGCCACUUAUCGUUGCCAAGGUUGGCCUUCAAUCGCGCCCGCCUCCAGCUCGCAAGGGGAAGCCCUUCAAGACAUUCAGUGAAGUCAUGCGGUUCAUAAUCCAGAAUGAGGGACCCCUAUCACUGUUUAAGGGCAUUGGACCCCAAAUCCUCAAAGGACUUUUGGUCCAGGGUCUCCUGAUGAUGACCAAGGAGAGGAUGGAACUCAUCUUCAUCGUCUUUUUCGCAUACCUCAAGGGCCUCAAAGACAAGAAGCUCCGCAAGGUCGUGGAUACAGCGGCAUCCAAGGCGCAAGCCAGCCGUCCAGCCACUUUGAAAUAG
Messenger RNA from Aspergillus puulaauensis, 1014 nucleotides. RefSeq names its product putative peroxisomal carrier protein (gene ANT1). Gene Ontology annotation, biological process: transmembrane transport. The transcript has 4 exons. Lineage: Eukaryota; Fungi; Ascomycota; Eurotiomycetes; Eurotiales; Aspergillaceae. Bases 1 to 1014 code for a protein of 337 amino acids. The record is from RefSeq and is a predicted model, not a curated record.